Cylas formicarius (sweet potato weevil) is the source of this 3168-nucleotide messenger RNA. RefSeq lists its product as uncharacterized. NCBI's taxonomy places the organism in Eukaryota, Metazoa, Arthropoda, Insecta, Coleoptera, Brentidae. The transcript has a single exon. The record is from RefSeq and is a predicted model, not a curated record. Bases 1 to 3168 code for a protein of 1055 amino acids.
AUGGACUACCAUCCUCUGACAAAGUGUGAUUCCUUCCUAUCUCUUGAGCCCCCUCAAAGGCAUGUGUUCAUCAAGCAACAUCGUUUGUGCUUUAAUUGCUUCGCGCGAUCCCAUGGUGUUGGAAGAUGCCCCUCCAAGAUUAAUUGUCGUGUAUGUGGCAAGCGCCACCAUACUUUAGUGCAUUUUGGAAAUGCUACUACCCCCUCCCCGUUGAAUGAAGCUCCCCCUGCUUCCGGCAACCAGGAAGGUACUAUCCCUAGUCCGGUGACCAUGAUGACCAAUCUCUCUUCUCAAAAGGUCGUGCUCUUUGCCACUUGCUUGGUGUCCGUUUCGGAUAAAUCUGGCAGACUUGUUACUUGUCGUGCACUGUUGGAUUCAGCUAGUCAAGCCAGUUUUGUGACAGAUUCCUUUGCGAAGAAAUUGGAGCUUCCAAGGUCUCUCUCUCCGACACCAAUUCAAGCCCUCAACCAAAUGUCGACGUCUGCGUUAGGGAAGGUUGCCCUGAGCGUGACCCCCUCCCAAAGAAAAUCCCCUGCUCUCCAUAUAGAGGCUUUAGUUAUUCCAUCUAUUUGUGAUAAGGUACCCUACCAGGUGAUUGAUAAGCAGAAUCUAAAACAUCUCAGGUCCCUACCCUUGGCUGAUCCCCACUUCUGUGAACCCAACGAAAUAGACGUGCUUUUAGGGGCAGAGGUUUACGGAGAUAUUUGUUUGCUUGGAUUUAGAAAAGGACAGAACGGUGGCCCAUGCGCUUUUCGGACCAUCUUCGGAUGGGUUGUCCUAGGAAAAGUGAAUUCUUUAGAACCAUCUUCUCCCAUUAGUUUUUAUAUUACUGUGAGUACUGCUGUUGAUGUUUCUUUGAAGAGAUUUUGGGAACUUGAGUCCGUCCCUUCAAAGACCUUUAUGUCUCCUGAAGACAAAUUGUGUGAGGAGAUCUUUCUCUCUACCCAUUCCCGUGCCCCUUCAGGUAGAUACGUCGUAUCCUUACCCUUUAAGGAUAAACACCCUUCACUUGGUGAAUCUUACCCUCAAGCCCUUAGGCGAUUCCAGUUGUUAGAGGCGCAUUUGGCCAAGAACCCAACUUUGCGAUUAGCCUACAACGAGUUCUUGAGAGAUUAUUGGGAACAAGGUCACAUGGCACUCGUUAGCGACCUGCCGCCCUCUUCCCAAGGUUACUACAUUCCUCAUCACGCCGUCUGGAAGUCACAUAGCGAACCCCUUAAAUUGCGUGUUGUGUUUGAUGCUUCAGCUAAAACUUCCAACGACCGGUCUCUGAACGAUCUUCUAUUUACGGGUCCCAAGCUCCAACCCGACUUUGGAGCCAUUUUGCUCAUCUUUCGACUGUACUGUGUGGUUUUCACCACCGAUAUUCGUCAGAUGUAUCGUCAAAUCCUAGUGAGUGACGCCGACCACCUCUUCCAGCGGAUUCUGUGGCGUUUUGAUCCCCGCGAAGCAGUGCGAGAGUACGUCUUGUCAACGGUGGUCUAUGGACUAAGUUGUAGCCCAUACUUGGCUAUCCGCGUGUUGCGUCAGCUUGCUAGGUACGAAGGAGUGCGUUACCCGUUAGCAGCCCGUCUCCUAGAUUGCCAAACCUACAUCGACGACAUUAUCGGAGGAACAGACUCGUUGGAGGAAGCCCGUGAGUUGAGGGAUCAAUUAGUAUCGCUGCUAAAAUUGGGUGGUUUCGAGUUGCGCAAAUGGGCGAGCAACUCCCCCGAGUUAUUGAGUUCACUCCCCGCUUCACAUCAUCAACCCGUUUCCCUAUGCGGAGACAACAAUCCCAGUUUAAAGGUGUUGGGAUUGCAGUGGUGUCCCUUACGGGAUGUGUUCUCCUACCGCAUCCAAGUAGCGGAUAGGACGUGCACAAAAAGGAAUAUUUUGUCGCAAGUAGCCCAAAUAUACGAUCCCCUAGGUUUUUUAUCCCCGGUCGUGUUGACUGCCAAAAUUCUCCUACAGAGGCUUUGGUCCCAGGGCGUCGAUUGGGGUGCACCUCCCCCCCGCGACAUAUUCGAAGAUUGGAGUUCGUUUUCGUCUCAGCUGGACAGUCUUUCUGGGCUGACAAUCCCUCGUCGGGUACUGCCUAGCAAUGGCGUCCAGGUGGAGACGCACGGAUUUUGUGACGCUUCGGAGCGCGGAUACGGUGCAGCCGUGUAUCUGCGAAGCGUCAGAGAGGGCCAUAUCUCUGUCACCCUUCUGUGUGCAAAGAAUCGGGUAGCGCCUUUGAAGCGAGUGUCGAUCCCCCGUCUGGAGUUGUGCUCAGCGUUACUGCUCGCCCAACUCGUAGAUUUCGUCCGAUCCACUAUAGCCUCUGAGUUGACUAUCACGAGAGUAUUCGCCUGGAGUGACUCCAAAAUUGCGUUGUCUUGGAUAAAGUUCUCCCCCCACAGAUGGAAAACUUUUGUGGCCAAUCGCGUGUCCCUCAUUCAGGACAUCAUUUCCCCCAGUUCCUGGCAUCACGUCGCCGGUUCAUCCAACCCUGCUGACUGCGCAUCCCGAGGGCUUUUCCCCGAGCAAAUAUUAAUCCACCCCUCUUGGUUCUGUGGUCCCCCUUGUUUGCGUCUUCCGGUGGAAGAGUGGCCCACCUCCGACUUCACCCCCGGAGACGAUCUGGAACUGGAACGUAAACCAGUGUUGACUUGUGUGUCCACCAAUUUAGUUGACUCGCUCGGAGAACUGUUAACCCGUUUCUCGUCGUUACGAAAAAUUGAGAGGAUCCUGACUUAUUGUUGUAGGUUUCUAAAUAAUUGUCGUACCCCCGUUCAUAAGCGAGCGCUUGAUAAUUUGUCUUUUGCGGACACGUAUCACGCCCGCACCUUGCUGACAGGAUACGUCCAACGUGAGGUGUUCGCCGGUUUGCUGAAGUGUCUUCGAAACGGUAAACUGUGCCCCAAACCUUUACGCUCCCUAGCGCCCUUUAUCGACGAGCACGGUCUCAUUCGAGUCGGUGGCAGACUCCGAGGUUCUGCGUUGUCUUUCGACGUAAAACAUCCUCUUCUACUACCUCGAGACCAUCGCUUUACCGAACUCGUGAUCGAAAAGUUCCAUAAGAAAAAUUGCCACCCGGGCCCCCAAUCGUUGUUGUACCAGAUUUCACAACAAUUCUGGAUUUUGUCCGCCCGCAGAGCAAUUCGUCACACCCUAUCGCAGUGUUACCGAUGCUUCCGUGUCUAA